AUGGAUUCUCUAACCGCAAACAUACCAGAGCGCCUAGGUCGAUCCCGUGAACCGCUUCCAAACCUACGAGGUGAAGACGAGACUGAGAUAAGAUAUCUCGUUGAUCUGAUCGAGACGCAAUCAUGGAUUCUGUCACCUCUCAAACCACCCUCCUGCAUCCUAGGACGCCAUCCACCACCUAAAGACCCCAAUUCUUCCAAACAAAAGAUCAUUGAUCCUUCUCUUGCGUUUUGUGCUUCGCUCUACAGCAUCGGUCAAGGUGGGGUCAGGAGCUUGGAAGUGGGUCCUGAAGUGGGAAGGAGCAGAAAAGAAGCACUAGAGCGGCUAUUGGAAGUCGUGGAGAUGGAGAUUGGACGCAUGAUGUUGAAUGAUGAUUAUCAUGCACGCAAGGUGGCUAAGGACAGUAACAGUUCCAUUGGAAGUAGCGGUGUUAGCAGGACUGAGAGGGGGUAA
Molecule: messenger RNA, 453 nt
Organism: Alternaria burnsii
Lineage: Eukaryota; Fungi; Ascomycota; Dothideomycetes; Pleosporales; Pleosporaceae
Exons: 2
Coding region: 1-453 (150 amino acids)
Source: RefSeq, a predicted model, not a curated record